This is a messenger RNA of Esox lucius (northern pike), 2684 nucleotides long. RefSeq names its product transcriptional repressor scratch 1. Gene Ontology annotation, molecular function: DNA-binding transcription factor activity, RNA polymerase II-specific; RNA polymerase II cis-regulatory region sequence-specific DNA binding. The transcript has 2 exons. Lineage: Eukaryota; Metazoa; Chordata; Actinopteri; Esociformes; Esocidae. The record is from RefSeq and is a predicted model, not a curated record. Gene Ontology annotation, biological process: regulation of DNA-templated transcription. The coding region runs from base 506 to 1348 and encodes 280 amino acids.
CAGUAAAGGCAGAGAACAGGGAAGAAGUGGAGUGUUGACGGCCCAACAACUGGAAUUAUUUUUUUCUCCACCUACAGGCUACCAAUCGAAGUUGGAAUAAAUUGGAAAGUUAUAAAUAACGCUGACAAGUGCUGCCGUUUUUUUUUUUUUUUUUACUUGUAGGCUACGUUACAGUGCAGUAGCAUCUCUAUUUUUUUGCAUCCUCCUCUAUUGGCACGCGGGAGAAAGAGGCGCACGCUGCAGGGUGCUUUCCGCUCCGUCCUCAGUCUUGCGCGAGCCUCUGAGAGGGAGCUAUCCAGUGCUGAAGUUGCAUUUCUCCUUUUGCGAGACAGCGUUGCAGGAAGAACAGCGAAACCUAAGCAAUAGGGUGACUUGAAGGUUUGAGUGUCUGAUACUUCACGCAGACAGGUAUCUAAAGCUCAGUUCAACCCAGCUCUACAUUCGCGUUGCAUGAGGACAGUAACCCAGAACUGGACGGUUGUUGUUUCUGUACAGCACCAGAAACAUGCCAAGGUCUUUCCUGGUUAAAAAGGUGAAGCUUGAUGAUUUUUCAUCUAGUGAUCUUGAGAGUUCUUAUGGACGAUCUAGGACUGACCUCAGUCUUCGGAUUCACGAUAAAGGUUACAUUAGUGACUACAUCAGCCCGUCUGUCUACGAUGGAGAAAGCGACGGAGCCAUUAAAGUGCCCUCUCCCGAGCCCAUCUACGAUGGCAUCCACAGCGACUACGGCACACCGGACUCGGACCAGCCCGACAGCCCACAGUCGGACGUCACCUCCGGGUACAUCAACGGGGACACCGCGGUGAGUGAAGGAUACACAGUGGAUGCGUUUUUCAUCACGGACGGAAGGUCCCGGAGGAAAGUAAUCACAAGUCCCAGCAGCAUACAGCGUCACACCUGCAACGAAUGUGGGAAAACCUACGCCACGUCUUCCAACCUGAGCAGGCAUAAGCAGACCCACCGGAGCCUGGACAGUAAGAUGGCCAAGAAGUGUCCAACCUGUGGGAAAGUCUACGUCUCCAUGCCAGCCAUGGCCAUGCACCUGCUCACCCACGACCUCAAGCACAAGUGUGACAUCUGUGGCAAAGCCUUCAGCAGACCGUGGCUACUGCAGGGCCACAUGAGGUCACACACGGGCGAGAAGCCCUUUGGAUGUGCACACUGCGGAAAAGCGUUCGCAGACCGCUCCAACCUGCGUGCACAUAUGCAGACUCACUCCGCGUUCAAGCAUUUCAAAUGCAAACGGUGCGACAAGACCUUCGCUCUUAAAUCCUACCUGAAUAAGCACUACGAGUCCGCGUGCUUCAAAGGCGCCUUCUCCCCAUUGAGUCCGGAUCUCGAGGCAUGACCUCCGCAUUAAAAGUGCAGACAAAACAUUCUAUUUUUUUGGUUGACAAAUUUCCCAACCCUUCUCCUAAAUCCACCUUAACUUUCACCGGAACCACAAUAAUAGCACAACUUUUCUCAAUUGUCUUUGAACCAUACGGAAUAACUGAUGAUCUUCGCAUGCACUUAAAAAAAAACCUCACUUCCUCCUCCAGUCACGUGGAUAGAGUAUGCCUUCCACCGCGCUAAAUAUGAAAUCAUAGGCUAUAUUUUGAAACUUGACGAAGAUAAUAAUACUGGAUUGCUCCAAACAAAAGUCAAACGUUUUAAUGUUGGAUAAUAAUGCACUGCUGCAACUGACCAUACUCUCCAUUGAGGUAAAUGCGAUUUAUUUAUUUAUUUAUUUAUUUAUAUUUGUUUAUACGGUAUGUCUGAAUAAUUUUACUGAUAUUUGAGACCACUAUACUUUGCACUUUGAUUUGUGAAUUUGCUAACCUCUUUUGUGAACAGGCCAAAGCAUUUGUCACUUUUUGAUUACUAUUUUCUUAAUCUUCUGUUACCUUUUGAAUUAAUUGCAUGCAAAGAUUUAUCUAUGCCAAUAUCACAAAGCUUAUGAUUUUUGCCAAAAUAUAGGUAGUAUCUUUUGGCAAGAUUUCUCUUGAAGCCUCAUGAGGAAUUAUAAAGCAAUAAUCAUUUAAUGCAUGGAAUUUUUGAAAAUGAUUAUGAAAUAUUACCUACUGUAUAGCAGUUAUUUUAAAUCAGGUAUGUUUUACUCCAGUACGCAUAUAGUCAUAUAAAAAAGACAACAUCAGGGAAAAUGCCAAUGUAGUGUUAGUGAAACAACAAAAAACGAUAAAAUCCUAUUUUCCUCAAUUGUUAUGCACUGCCUGCCUCUCAUUUAAACAGUAGUGUAUUAGGACCAUAGGCUUGACCUGCUGAAAUUCAGUUCAGAGCAUCUCAGAGCAUUUGUCCAAAUCUGUGGGGAACCCAAUGAGGUCAUGUUAAGGUAACACACCUGUGUGCUUCAAAUGUUGGCCAGUUCGCUGUGUAGAGUCCUUGGGUCCUGGUCAAAAUGAGUGCACUAUCUUGGGAAUAGGGAGGGAUUUGGGACAAUAUUGACUUGAUGGAUUAAGUAGGGAAAACUUUACACUGCAUUUGCACUCAGCUUGAUAAACAAGAUGCCUUCCUUUAACCUCAUACGUCCCCCACAGAUUUGUAUAUAACAAAGCACUUCAUUUUAGAUAUUUCCUCUAAAAAGUAGCACAAUGAACCAAUAGAUUCAGGUAGAAAAAUAAGUUGUAUUAGCUUGACCUCUGUUUUGUAUUUCCAAUAAAGAAUGACUUCAUAAUUUAUUGCAA